Messenger RNA from Chroicocephalus ridibundus (black-headed gull), 4012 nucleotides. RefSeq names its product arg8-vasotocin receptor-like. Gene Ontology annotation, cellular component: plasma membrane. The transcript has 2 exons. Gene Ontology annotation, molecular function: vasopressin receptor activity; peptide binding. NCBI's taxonomy places the organism in Eukaryota, Metazoa, Chordata, Aves, Charadriiformes, Laridae. Gene Ontology annotation, biological process: G protein-coupled receptor signaling pathway; regulation of systemic arterial blood pressure by vasopressin; positive regulation of vasoconstriction. The record is from RefSeq and is a predicted model, not a curated record. The coding region runs from base 245 to 1360 and encodes 371 amino acids.
ACCCGAGGGCUCUGCAGUUACAUAAGGCUCUGCUGGGAGCCUAUAUAAAGCCUUUUUGCACGCCAGCAAGAGACAGAAUUUUAUCAAGAUCCAGGUCCCAGUGCUUUAGUUCGCACAAGCAGGAGGAGAUUUGCUUGAAGAUAGACCGAAACCUGAACCCGGGCUGGUUUGUUUGCUAGCCAGGACUUCACAGCUGUCAACCUGAGUCGCAAGUAGCAGCUACUGUAAGUAGCUUCUGUGCACUAUGAAGAAUUUUUCAUUUCCUAUGCAGGAUAGCACACAUCAGACCGAGAGCCCUUCUCCUCACAGAUUCCUGAGUUUGACAAAUCAGUCAGAUCCUGUUGGAAGACCAGAAAGAGAUGAGCAAUUAGCUCAAGUAGAGAUUGCUGUACUGGGGGUCAUAUUUCUGACAGCGUCUGUGGGCAAUUUUAUUCUCAUACUGGUGCUGUGGCGAAGAAGAAAGAAGCUCUCUAGGAUGUAUGUAUUCAUGCUUCACCUCAGCAUCGCUGACUUAGUGGUAGCCUUUUUUCAAGUGCUGCCUCAACUCAUAUGGGAUAUUACAGACGUUUUCAUAGGGCCAGAUUUCUUGUGCAGAAUUAUCAAGUAUCUACAAUUGCUGGGCAUGUUUGCCUCUACUUAUAUGAUAGUGGUCAUGACAGUGGACAGAUAUCAAGCAGUUUGCUACCCUAUGGUUACUUUCCAAAAGAAGAGAGCUCUCUGGAACAUCCCCAUUUGCACCAGCUGGUCUAUAUCACUGAUUCUUAGCCUACCACAGGUAUUUAUCUUUUCUAAGACUGAAAUAUCUCCAGGUAUCUUUGAGUGUUGGGGUGAAUUUAUUCAGCCGUGGGGCCCUAGGGCAUAUGUGACUUGGAUUUUUGUAGUUAUAUUCUUCAUUCCCUCAGCCAUCCUUAUCACGUGCCAGGUUAAAAUUUGCAAAAUAAUCAAAAGAAAUAUAUAUGUGAAAAAACAGAAUGAAUACGAAGUAACAAAUCAGAAGCAAGCCCUGCCAUCCCGAGCCAGCAGUGUGAACUGUAUUUCAAAGGCUAUGAUCAAGACUGUAAAAAUGACAGUGGUGACAGUUGUUGCGUAUGUUCUCUGUUGGUCACCUUUCUUCAUUGCACAGCUGUGGUCUGUGUGGUUCCCCAGUGUCGUGACUGAAGGUUCAGCAUUCACCAUUAUCAUGCUCCUUGGCAAUUUAAAUAGCUGCACCAACCCGUGGAUUUACAUGUAUUUUUGUGGCCACAUUCCAUAUUGCACAAAUAAGCAGCUGGAGAACACCUCGGCUCAAGAGGAAUCGGUGAUCACGGGGAGCAUUCAUCUCGUAGACAGAGACCCUGAGGAAAACAGUACUUCUGCGUAAAUGUUGAAUGCUUUUUGUUGUUUUUUUUAACAUUUGCUGUGUUUGCAAGAUGUAUUGGUAUUUUACCGCCGUCCCUUGUUUUGCGGAGAAGGAAGCUGGAGAAGUGUCUUUUGUUGUAGAAAUAUAUUUCUCUGCAGUUCUGUAAAUAUACAGGAAGUUUCUGCAUUGUGCAAGCCUGCCUCGGCACUUCCAUCAUCACUGUGGUAUCAGAAUGAAUUCUUGUAAAGACUGACAAAUAUACAUAAAAGUGUCUUAGAUAUUUUGCGUCUUAACGUACUUUUUUCUCUGUGAUUCUAAGGAUUCUAAGUAGUAAUAUUUUACACCUAACUGGUCCAACAAAUUGAAAAAUAAUUGGAAAGGAAUCUGACAUAAUUAGGCUUGAAUAUGAGUUCAAAUUGAACCAUGAAUUGUUCAUCAUUCUGGUGUGAUUGGGGGACAGUUUGCCAAAUCUUGAGAAAGCAGCACAAAAUCAGAAGAAUCCAUUGCCAGCUGUUAUUAAUACCUGUUUCAAAUUAACUCCUUAUGUACUUUCAUAAAAUGCCUAGCAGCUUUUGAAAAAUACAAUUUUUCAAAAAAGAAUUCAAUGUCUUAGUGCCACUGGACACCCACUUCAGUUUGAAAUGCCAGUUUCGUCGUGGAUGGCAGAUGGUCAUCGGCAGAGUGGCAGUCCAGGUUUGUGGCUUCACACCACGGGAUUUGAUCUUCCCUGAUGUGCAAGCAGUUAACUGAAACUCCCCAGACGUACACGCGUAUGUAUACAUACUUUAAAUAAAAAUAGGCACCGGGGAUGUCUGCUUUCGUUUGGUAUUCAGACCUAUUUUUUCCAGCAUGCAAUUUAUUAGCAGAGUGUGCUCAGAACCCCUUCAGGUUCAAAUUCAAUUAAUACCCCUUCAUGGUAAAAAUAAAUCUGCAUAUCUUUAUCUAAAAAUGACAUUUGCUUGCUUGUUUGUGGGUGGUUUAUGCAGGUAGCUAUUUAUUCCCCUUUCAGUGUCUGCGAUCUAAUCAGAGUAUGGAAGGAAUACCAGGAAGACUCUUUUCAGGUGAGAAUAGAGCUGCUCACAGAGAUUCUUGGUGAUACUUGCAUAUCAUCUGCCUACAUUAUACUACGUUCCAUCAGUGCUAUUCACAUUUCAUUUUCAUGAGUGCUAGCAAUCUCAAAUUUCAAUGCAAAAGCUAUAAAAGUGGGAUUUUUUUAAUAGUCUUUAAAUUGUACUCAAAGAAAUAUUAUUUUAACUAAAUACUGAUUGAAUUGUGAGAAGUGCUGCUGUACAACAAAUAGUUACACUUCGGGUAAAUGUGUGCUGAUAUGACUGAAUAUUCUAUCACUUCAAUUUCCUGUACAGUUAGAGCAGAUAGAGGUACAAAAAAACUAUUGCUCUUCUUUAUGAUGGGAAAAGCUAAUGUCCCAGUCCAACUGGCAAGAACAGGUCUCCAGCAAGUAGGAAGAGGAAGAAGGUGGAUGAAGAUAGUACCAGAACCAGACAAGACUGGGAAGAGUCUGUAGGAAGUCUCUUAUUAUAAUUGCAAUUGUUACUUUUUUCUUGCUUCUUUUUUUUUUUCCUCUCUGUAAUUAAUGGUUGUUAGUUCUACCCCACAACAUGUCCCCAGUUAGAGCAAUUCUGUAACUCAGGUGACAGCCUCCAUAUCUGGGGUAUGAACAUCCAAGGUAUAAUCUCUGCUAUUGAUAGGAUAGUUGUUGUAUUCAGCCACUGACUUCCUAAGACUCAUUCUAAUUAGCUCUCAGUUAGGUUCUCCCUUAUGACUUAAUCCAAUGGUUAACUGGUUAAUGGUGGGUUGGGUUUUUUUUAUUUGUUUUUCUACCUACUUUGAUUGCAGUUAGUUACAUAGCAAAAUAUGCAGUGCUGAAGGAAACUGUAAAUAGAAAUGCUUCAAGGAAUUACCUGUGUCAUUGUACUACUGGAUUUGCAGCAAAAUACAUUGAAUGCCUCAAAAGGUAUACAUUUGCAAGGAACAGGCAUUGAAAUUGCAUGCAAAUAACCAUCCAGAUCCAGAAAUGACAUAAGUCACGGUACUGCUUAGAGACCACAGUGGACUUGUACCAUUUCACACCACCUGGUCUGGCCUGUGCUAUUUAAAAAGUAUAACUUCUUCUACUCACAUUUCUGCAUUGCUCUUAUACUUGUUACUGGCUCUGUAAAUAAUUUGGUGGAGCUUGAUUUCUCAAAUAACAGUAGCCCAAUGUGUUCUGUAAAAGCCUACAGCAAUAUUAACUGUCCAUAUUUCAGAUAUUUUGAUCAUGUAGUGAAUGAAUGAGAUGUCAGAACUUCUUAAGUUGAAUAAUGAAUGCUCACUGUCUAUCAUGUUCAAAACAAUGAUAUAUGCAUCUCUCAAGUGCUAUCUUUCUGAUUUUUUAAUUUUCUUUCCCCUGAGAUCAGUUCUGCUGUUAAAAAGAGAAAUAAAGGUUAUUGCACUAUGGUGUCAAACUGCAGGCCAUGGGCAUUUAGUUUCAGUCCAUCAGGAAGCAUUUGAAUGGCAGGUAUUCCUGCUUCUUUUUUUUUUUUUUCUAGUAAAGUGGACAGGGCUGCGUUUUCCAGAUGUAAGUCAUUUUCCCUCCUGGCCUGCCCUGCCUGCCCCAUGGGCAGCACUGACUUCUGACAAACACACUCGAUGCAGAAUUUGAUUCUGGUCCAC